GGGAAUUGCAGUUGCAGGAGGAGAUCCCAGCUUGCCUGCUCUUUUCAGGGACUGAACGGGAUGCGAGUGAGGAUGAAGAGCUUGCAUUUUGGAUUUAGAAAUAAUCUGCAUUAACGACAGUCCAGAGAUCCAGCCUCUCCGGUCCUGUCGCCUCCCCAUGGACUGACAGACCUAAGCGAAACCACAUCGACUGGAACCUGCGAGAUCUGUUCUUCGAAGCCCGGAUCGUAGCGGCAGAGGCAAGGCAAGAUGACAUCGCCAGCAAAAUUCAAGAAGGAUAAAGAGAUCAUUGCUGAAUAUGACACCCAAGUCAAAGAGAUCCGAGCCCAGUUGUGGGAGCAGCUGAAAUGUCUGGAUCAGCAGUGUGACCUGCGCACCCAACUCCUCCAGGAUCUGCAGGACUUCUUCCGUAAGAAAGCUGAGAUUGAGAUGGAUUAUUCCCGUAACCUGGAGAAACUCAGCGAGCGGUUCCUUUCCAAAACGCGUGGAGCCAAAGAUCAACAGUUCAAGAAGGAUCAAAAUGUUCUUUCUCCAGUGACCUGUUGGAACCUGCUCCUCACACAAGUGAAAAGAGAGAGCCGCAAUCAUGCUACAUUAAGUGACAUCUACUUGAAUAACAUCAUCCCUCGAUUUGGUCAAGUCAGCGAGGACUCUGGACGGCUCUUUAAGAAGAGUAAGGAGAUUGGUCUGCAGCUUCAGGAGGACCUCAUGAAAGUGUUAAAUGAGCUUUACACGGUGAUGAAGACCUAUCACAUGUAUAAUGCAGAUAGUAUCGUAGCACAAAGUAAGCUGAAGGAGGCGGAGAAACAGGAGGAAAAGCAAAUGAGCCGGUCGGUGAGACAGGAAGAUCGUCAGACUCCCCGAUCCCCAGACACCGCCACCAGUGUCCGCCUAGAUGAAAAACACAUUAGGCGCAGCUCUGUUCGAAAGAUUGAAAAGAUGAAAGAAAAGCGUCAAGCCAAAUACACAGAAAACAAGGUGAAGGCCAUUAAGGCUCGUAAUGAGUAUGUACUGGCACUGGAAGCCACUAAUGCGUCUGUCUUCAAAUACUACAUCCAUGACUUGUCUGACCUCAUUGAUUGUUGUGACCUGGGCUACCACUCGAGCUUGCAUCGUGCUCUGCGCACUUUCCUUUCUGCCGAGUUCAACUUACAACACUCCAAGCAAGAAGGACUGGAGGCUCUGGAAAAUGCCACCGAAAACCUAGAUGCCACUUCAGACAAGCAACGUCUCAUGGAAUCCUCCAACAGUGUCUUCUGCCCUCCUGUGAGGUUUGAGUUCCAACCGCACAUGGGAGAUACAGUCUCUCUAUUGUGUGCACAGCAACCUCUACAGGGAGAGUUGGCUCAGAGGUGCCAGCAGCUGCAGUGUCGGUUGUCCACAUUACACAUAGAAAAUGAAGAGGUUAAAAAGACAAUGGAAGCUACGUUACAGACCAUCCAAGACAUGGUGACCGUGGAGGACUUUGAUGUAUCAGACUGUUUCCAGUAUAGUAACUCAAUGGAAUCUGUGAAGUCCACGGUGUCCGAGACCUACAUGAGCAAGCCGAGCAUAGCCAAGCGGCGGGCCAACCAGCAGGAGACCGAGCAAUUCUACUUCACUAAGAUGAAGGAAUUCCUGGAGGGACGAAAUUUGAUUACAAAACUGAAAGCCAAGCAUGACACGUUACAGAAGACCCUGGGAGAGUGUCAACGAACAGACUGCUCUCUCGCCAGUGGUCGAAGAAUGUCUACUCUACGGAAGCAGGACUCCAAGCAACCCAUUCCCUUGGUGGUUGAAAGCUGCAUAAGGUUCCUCAGUCGCCAUGGUCUUCAACAUGAGGGAAUCUUUCGAGUGUCUGGCUCCCAGGUCGAAGUAAAUGAUAUUAAGAAUGCGUUUGAAAGAGGAGAGGACCCUCUAGAAGAAGACCAAAAUGACCAUGAUCUGGAUUCGGUGGCUGGGGUUCUGAAACUUUACUUUCGUGGGCUGUUGACUCCUCUUUUCCCUAAAGAAAUCUUCCAUGACCUCUUAAGCUGUGUCUCUAUGGACAACAUGCAAGAACGAGCGUCUCACAUACGCAAAGUCCUCCUCUGCCUCCCUUCUCCUACAAUCGUCCUUAUGAGAUACCUUUUUGCCUUCCUCAAUCAUCUUUCUCAGUUCAGUGAUGACAGCAUGAUGGACCCCUAUAAUCUUGCCAUCUGCUUCGGUCCCACCCUGAUGUGUGUACCGGACAACCAGGACCAAGUUUCUUGCCAGUCGCAUGUCAAUGAAUUGAUCAAGACCAUCAUCAUGCAGCAUGAGAGCAUCUUCCCUGGCCCACGUGAGCUGGAUGGGCCAGUUUAUAUGGCUGGCAGUGGUGGCGAAGACUGUGAGAGCUCUCAUAGUGAGCCGAUCUCCGCUGAAGACUCUGUUUUGGAUAUGACAUCGGAGAUGCACAGCACAGAUGAUGGAUCCCAUCCAAACAGCAUUGGAUACAGCAGGCGAAUACCAGCUACUGGAAGUGAUGACCCCCCUAGUGAGCGAUCCAGUCCCCGAUCUGACCCAGAGCAGAGUUCUGAGCCAUUGGUGGAGGAAAAGGUCACCGCUAGAGCAAGCCUCAGCUGCCCCGCAGGGACCCACGUGGCUGACAUUUACCUCGCCAACAUUAACAAGCAGAGAAAAAGACCAGAGUCUGGCAGCAUCCGGAGACCAUUUAGACAGAGUGACAGUGUCUCCAGCUCCGACACUUCAGAACCAGCAUCACCAGGAGCGACUGUACGGCCAACAUCUCAGCCUGUCAUGAGCCAGACGUUCUCCAGAGAAGCUCCAGAUCGCUGCUCCAUUAGUGGACAUGGCACAGUCAGCAGCAUCAGCCGACACUCAUCUCUUAAGAACAGGAUGGACAGUCCUCAGAUACGCAAAGCAAUGGCCGCCAGCAGGUCUAAAAGCUUCAAUAAUCACCGCCCGCUGGACCCUGAAGUUAUUGCUCAGGACAUUGAGGCAACAAUGAACUCUGCGCUGAAUGAGCUACGGGAGCUUGAGCGCCAAAGCAGUGCAAAACAUGCCCCAGAUGUGGUGCUGGACACCCUAGAGCCCCUAAAGAUUUCACCUGUGGCUGCUCCCAAUUCUGAGCCUUCUAGCCCUCUUCAUGCUCAGUCCCUGCGGGACCAAGAACCUGGUUUUCAGCGAAGCUCUAGUUCCGCUAGCGACAUCCCUUGCUCGUUCCGUACCGCUAAAUCUGUACGUCUACCCCCCUCAAGGCCUCCAGCUACCCGUCCCAAACCAUCUAUGUUCCCUAAAUCCAAUCCCCCUGCACCUGGUAGUGUUGGAUCAACAUCUGGUCAGCAGCCACCUGACAAGUCUUGUCCGGUGUGAUUCAGGUGACUUAGGGCCACCACUGUGAAUUCUAUGCUAGAAAUCUUCAACGUGUACAUAUGGACUUCUGUUGAGUCGAAUGUGGAAGCUGAUGGAAGUAAGAGCCCUAAACUAAAGGCUGAGAGGGGAAAUGUAUGGGCCCAGGACCAAAUGGAAAGAAGUUUAUUUUUUUUCACUGGUCCCAUGUAGGAUUAACGUGUUCCAGUCUUGACAAGUAGUGGCACAUCUGCUGGCAACUCUAAGCUGUCUCAAUGAAUUAUCCACUGCUGUCAACAUCGAUUGGUUGUUCUUCUCGUUUAUUCACAAAAGGCUACUGUAUGUCUAAGCAAGCAUUUCCUGACUUACUAAACUAGAACACUAAGCCAGUCUUAACAAUGAAUGCUUUCAGUUAAUGUCUUCACUUUGAAUCCUUUCAGUAUUGUGUAUGUUACAUACAUCAUAGCACAUAUCUAAGAAGCUUGCGGCAGAAAAGCUCUUCAUGUACAUGCAUGAGAAGGGCACAAAUGUCCCAGUCAGAUAGGAGGGUACAUAAUCUGCAGAUUUCUGUCUCUUUAAAAUUUGGGAAAUGGAUCAGUUUUAAGAGACAUUCCAACGGCGAUUCCUCAGAAAUUGAUUUAAAUUAUUAAUGAAUUUAGGAAGAACCUUUCUAGGUAUAUGGUGAAUAGACCUUUUUCCUUGUUACAUAGGGUGGUUCUCUACCUAUAAUCUACACCAUUUCUAAAGGUAGAAUGGGUUAUAUUUAUUCAUAUUGAUCCUAUAUGGGACCUUUGCUUUUAAAGUCUUUAAUUCUCCAUUGCACUUGUAGAGAUGAGAGCAUCGUUUGGGGGAAUCCGUAUAUUACGUUUACCCCGUCUACGUGUAAAGUCUGGGUAGAUUGUGAGCUCUCUUUUGUGGAGCGUGACUUAUUUCUUCCUUUUUACAUUCCAUUGUAUUCUAUACUAGUUCCAUUAGUCCCAUGAAGGAUUCAGAGCACCUAAGUUAGUAUCUGUUCCUUUCUAAAUAAUUGGUGCUCUGGGUUCCAUUAACGAACACCGUAGCCAGCCAUCCUGUGUCUUCUAUAUAUUUUUAAACCAAGACGCUCACCUAAAUUAUGCAGCUAAGGUGGUUUUCACACUGCAUUUUACCUGUCUGAGGUUUGAAAUCUACCCAAAGACAUCAUCAAUGAUAUGUGCUUGAAGGAGAGGGGCGACUGGCUUUGGAGCCAACAGCCCUCAUUGUUCCAGUCUGUUCCCCAUAACAUAAAAAAGUAGACUUGCUUGCCCGCACUCCUGACGCUGCUCAGUUCCCAGACACUUCUUGGUCCAGUGACUACUUUGGCCAAUCCUCUGUCACAUUGGCUUGUAUAGUACCUCACAGUUGUGACCCAACACUCAAGCCGAUGUGACCACUAAGGCCUCCGGCCACUUUCUGGUCCUGCAGGAAUGUAACAGGAGCGGGACCGCGGGCAGGUAAGUCUGCUUUUUUAUGUUCAGGGGCACAGGUCUGCACGAUAGGGGUUGUCUGGCUUUGGAACUUAAUGGGGGGCAUCUGUAACCAAUAGUUGCCAUGUUAAAAAAAAAACAU
Molecule: messenger RNA, 4896 nt
Organism: Bufo bufo (common toad)
Lineage: Eukaryota; Metazoa; Chordata; Amphibia; Anura; Bufonidae
Gene: SRGAP2
Product: SLIT-ROBO Rho GTPase activating protein 2
Exons: 23
Coding region: 250-3333 (1027 amino acids)
Biological process (GO): negative regulation of cell migration; signal transduction
Cellular component (GO): cytoplasm
Source: RefSeq, a predicted model, not a curated record